Hippopotamus amphibius kiboko is the source of this 1591-nucleotide messenger RNA. RefSeq names its product osteoclast stimulating factor 1 (gene OSTF1). The coding region runs from base 436 to 1080 and encodes 214 amino acids. Gene Ontology annotation, molecular function: protein binding. The record is from RefSeq and is a predicted model, not a curated record. The transcript has 10 exons. Gene Ontology annotation, biological process: signal transduction. NCBI's taxonomy places the organism in Eukaryota, Metazoa, Chordata, Mammalia, Artiodactyla, Hippopotamidae.
CAGUCCGGCCUUUUCCCGUCCGGAGCGCGCGCGGCCAGACCGGCCCCGGCGCGAGCCUGCAGCGCCCCCGUUCGGCUCAGGCUGGUUCUGCCGCCGCCCGCGCCGCCGUGCGCGCCGCCCGCGCUGCUGCGGCGGCGAAGCUGGCGGUCGGGGAGCCAAUUAGCGCUCGGCGAGGCUGCAGCUACUUCCUCGUUCGCCUGGCCGCGCGCUCCGGACGGCUCCGUCGGCGGCAGGGCAGGGCGGGGCGGGGCGCUGCGCGGAGCCGCCGUGCUUGCCUCUGCUUGUCCGGCUGCCAAGGGUGGACGCAGGUCCUCGAAGGCGCACCGCUGCAAACCAGACGAAAAGGAACUCUGAGGCGCCCGGAGUGCCGGCCGGAGGAGCGUUCGGGUGGCUUUCGGUGCGUGGUCUUGAGAAUCCGCCGCUCCAGGAAGAGAGAUGUCGAAGCCGCCACCCAAACCGGUCAAACCAGGGCAAGUUAAAGUGUUCAGAGCUCUUUAUACGUUUGAACCCAGAACUCCAGAUGAAUUGUACUUUGAAGAAGGUGAUAUUAUCUACAUUACUGACAUGAGUGAUACCAAUUGGUGGAAAGGCACCUCCAAAGGCAGGACUGGACUGAUCCCAAGCAACUAUGUGGCCGAGCAGGCAGAAUCCAUUGACAAUCCAUUGCAUGAAGCUGCAAAAAGAGGCAACUUGAGCUGGUUGAGAGAGUGUUUGGACAACCGAGUUGGUGUUAAUGGCUUGGACAAAGCUGGAAGCACUGCCCUAUACUGGGCUUGUCACGGGGGCCACAAAGAUAUAGUGGAAAUGCUCUUUACUCAGCCAAACGUUGAACUGAACCAACAGAACAAGUUGGGAGACACAGCUUUGCAUGCUGCUGCCUGGAAGGGUUAUGCAGAUAUUGUCCAGUUGCUUCUGGCAAAGGGUGCUAGAACAGACUUAAGAAACAAUGAGAAGAAGCUGGCCCUGGACAUGGCUACUAAUGCUGCCUGUGCGUCUCUCCUGAAAAAGAAACAGGGAACAGAUGCAGUCCGAACAUUAAGCAGUGCUGAGGACUAUCUUGAUGAUGAAGACUCAGAUUAAUUCCCUUCUGGAGCUUUGAGAUCUAAAACUUCUGUAGCUUUUGCCAUUUCAAAACCUUGUCUUUGCCAGAAGUGUUGGUAACUGUAAAAAAAAAAAAAAAGUCUAUAUGAACGUGGCAGUAUUGCACUGUGUUUGAGUAAAACGUGUAAAUGAAUACUUCUCACCUUCAGUUUGCCAAUAAGUGACUGGAUGUUUUGCUGUAUAAAGUACAUUUUUGUUCACCAGAGUAGAACAAGAAGAGAUUAUUUCUAUUUAUCAAGCUUAAAGAAAUUUUAAGAAUUUUUUUCUUUAAAAAAAUAAGGAUUUUUUUUAGAAGUUCUUUACCUCAAGGAUUGAGAUAUUUUAAAUGGAUUUUUCAAGGGGGGAAAUGCUUAUUAUAAUAAUAAACCAAAAGACAACAGAAAAUUGUCAGCUAUUCUGACAAAAAUAAACAUUUUAAGAGACUUUAUUUCUUUUGUCUGUUUUGUGGUAUCACUCUUUGCUGGUAAAUAAAUAAAGCUUUUUAUAUUUA